UGCUCAGCGAGCAAGCAGCAAACCCCCAGACCCGUACACACGCUUUUUCGCUGUUUGCGACAAACGUUUCAAAGCGAUUCUGCGUACUUCUCAUAGAACGAUGGCGCCUGCAAGUGCCCAGAUUCCGAACAUCCCCCCUAUUAAAGAUGCUAUAUAUUUCCAUAGCAACAAGUUCCCAUAUCUUGCAAGGCUGACCAAUGCGUCUCUAUAUACAGCGAGGCUUUACCAAUCCCACUCCCAAGACCGAAUCUGCGCGUUCCGCUCUGAGCUCCUUCACCUGCACGCUCUGCAACAAGUCCUAUUCUCGCCAUCCAGAAUAUGAGGCUCAUAUUUCUUCAUAUGACCAUCAACACCGCAAGCGUCUUCAAGACCUCAAACAAUUAUCUCGGGACCCCAAUGCCGCCGAGAAGGCCAGAAGAGCCGAACGGAAGGCUGACGCCGAGGCCGGGUUAAGGGUCCUCGACACCCCCAAAGCUGCCUCAUUAUCGACUACGGGAACUGGAUCUGGAGUAGGGAGCAGUACGGGAGGUGGGGGAGGGUUCAAAAAGGGGGGGUUCAAAAGUUCCUUUACCACUGUCAAAGGACCUGUGGCUCCUGCUGCUCCCACGAAGAAAAACGUCCUAGGCGGUGACGAUGAAGACAGUGAACUUCCAGAAGCAGAUGAUGAGAGUCUGCGGCGCGCUCGGAGCCAAUCGUCAAAGCGCGAAAACAUGCAGGUUGAUCAGGCGGAGAGCGAUACAGAUGAAGAAUACGACCGGAAUAGAGGCAUGAAUGGGGGGUAUUACAAUCCUCGAAAUCCCACCGGUUGUUCCCCUGCAUGCGCUGGUGCUAGGAACGUUCCCUUAGAGACAUCCUUUAUCUGAAGGAGCACCACGCGGAGCACAGUACGGAUAUGGCGAUCACAACGACUAUGUGCUGUGACGUCAAAUGGCCGAUCACUAUCCCUGUUUCCUUUCCUCAAGACUUGAUGAGACCAUUACGUAUGUGGAGAAUGCUAUCCAGAAGCAAGACAUUACAGGCAUGGAGGUAGCUUUCAACCGUCUUUCUCCUAUGCCGAAGUCGAUCACCUGGGAAUAGCAACUGCACCGGAGGAGCAAGCCCAAAUUCACUGCGGGCUCGUUCGUGGUGGCAUACGCCAAACAUGAGCAAAGCCAGAUGCGAUUUUAAGAUGUUACGAAAGAAUACAACCAUGCCCGA
Molecule: messenger RNA, 1197 nt
Organism: Aspergillus welwitschiae
Lineage: Eukaryota; Fungi; Ascomycota; Eurotiomycetes; Eurotiales; Aspergillaceae
Product: putative C2H2 finger domain protein
Exons: 2
Coding region: 198-863 (221 amino acids)
Source: RefSeq, a predicted model, not a curated record